UCUUCCUCCUCCCACAAAAACAGAGUCUGCAGCUGCACAGAGAGAGAGAGAAGAAAAAUGGAAGAUUCGGUGGAGAUCGAAAGGCCAAGGACUAUUUUUAGACGUUACUUCUGUGAUUAUUGUGGAAUUUGCAGGUCUAAGAAGUCUCUCAUUAAUUUUCACAUCCAAACUCAACAUAAGGAAGAGAUGGACAAGGUUAAAGCUAAUGAAAAUGAAGAAAUGGAAGUUGUGAAGUCCAAUGCGUGCCAAGAAUGUGGUGCCAUUUUCAAAAAGCCUGCAUAUCUGAAACAACAUAUGCAAAGUCAUUCUCUUGUGAGGCCAUAUGUGUGUUCAGUUGAUGAUUGCCAUGCCAGCUACAGAAGGAAAGACCACUUGACUCGUCACCUUCUUACACAUGAGGGAAAACUCUUUAAGUGUCCUACUGGGAAUUGCAACAUUGAAUUUGUUUUCCAAGGCAAUGUGAAAAGGCAUGUUAAAGAACUUCACAGUGAGGAUUCCCCCUCUGCUAAAUGUGGUCAGAAGCAGUGUGUUUGUCAGGAAACUGGUUGUGGGAAGGUGUUUAGAUACCCUUCAAGGCUGCGAAAACAUGAGGAUUCCCAUGUUAAGCUGGAAUCGGUGGAGGCAUUCUGUGCAGAACCAGGCUGUAUGAAACAUUUUUCCAAUGCUCAAUGCCUUAAGGACCACAUCCAGUCAUGCCACAGAUACAUGACUUGUGAGAUUUGUGGGAGAAAGCAGCUGAAAAAGAACUUUAAGAGACAUCUCCGCACUCAUGAUGCUGUUUGCUGGUCAAUGAAGAGAAUUAGAUGCCAUUUUGAAAAUUGUUGCCACACAUUUUCAAACAAAACAAAUCUUAAUGUGCAUGUGAAGGCUGUGCACCUUGAAGUCAGACCUUUUACCUGUGGAUUUCCAGGUUGUGAUGUGAGAUUUGCAUACAAGCAUGUUAGAGAUAAGCAUGAGCAAUCUGGGUGCCAUGUCUAUACUCCUGGUGACUUUGAAGAGUCUGAUGAGCAAUUUAGGUCGAGGCCUCGAGGUGGGAGGAAGAGGAAAUGUCCAACUGUAGAAAUGCUGAUUCGCAAGAGGGUUACUCCACCAACCGAUUUGGAUCCCUUCCAUGCUUGGUUUCAGUCAAAUGAGGGUGAAGAGUGAGUCGCCUCGGCUUGAGUCUGGAAGUUAGCUCUGUAUAUCAACUGUAUAGUGUUCUGGUAUAUUCUGCUUUUUGUUACAUCUAGAAGUUAUAUAAACCUUUCAACUGAUUAUUUUCCCUACGUCAUAUGAUUUUGUAUUGGCACAUAUAUUAAUGUAGCUUGUAGCUUUUUAGCUUAAAA
Hevea brasiliensis (rubber tree) is the source of this 1325-nucleotide messenger RNA. RefSeq names its product transcription factor IIIA. The record is from RefSeq and is a predicted model, not a curated record. Lineage: Eukaryota; Viridiplantae; Streptophyta; Magnoliopsida; Malpighiales; Euphorbiaceae. Gene Ontology annotation, cellular component: nucleus. The coding region runs from base 58 to 1146 and encodes 362 amino acids. The transcript has 3 exons. Gene Ontology annotation, biological process: regulation of transcription by RNA polymerase II.